GUUGACGACGCUUCAACUCAAACCAGUCUAUAAACGAACACGUCGCAUAACACGUUACCAAAGGUGUCCUCUAAGCUUUUUACAUACCUUAUAAUUGGUGCUCUUUCUGCUCCUGUUCGCCGCGUUGAAAACCUGAGGUUCUGGCCAUCAGUUCCACGAGACGACACUGUCACUGCACCGCCACAUCUACACAAGAUGCCUACACCACUCGACAAUGCCAUGAGAUCCAGGAAUGCCGUACUCGCAUUCGGCGGCUUGGUCACGGCAGUAGCUGUCUGGGCCAUCUACGGCGGCGACAUGUUCCCCGCGGGGCCGGAUCCCACAGGCAACCCCGAGGACUGGACCAGAGAGGAGAUGAGGAGGUGGCUCGCGGCGCGAAACCUGUUUCCGCAGGACAACGACACGCGCGAGGAGCUAUUGGCACGCGUGCUGGCCAACAUGAGAGCCCCGAGGCGAUGAGCUGGUGGG
Colletotrichum scovillei is the source of this 468-nucleotide messenger RNA. RefSeq lists its product as uncharacterized. The record is from RefSeq and is a predicted model, not a curated record. The coding region runs from base 196 to 459 and encodes 87 amino acids. NCBI's taxonomy places the organism in Eukaryota, Fungi, Ascomycota, Sordariomycetes, Glomerellales, Glomerellaceae. The transcript has 4 exons.